AUGGGGUGCUUCACAGUUUUGAAGAGCAAGAAGAAAAAGUCUGAGCAGAGUAUUUAUAUUAAACGUGUCCCUAACCAUAAGGAGCAAACGCCAGCUACGUUGCCUGAACCCCAAGUACAGACCCGCUCGCUACAGUCUGCACCCCCGAGUUUUAGGAACAGAGUGAAACCUAUUCAGCCGGUUAAUAGCAGAGCCACCAACAAUAGAACACGGGCAUUAUCUGCUCCAUCGACCCUUGAUGCAGCAGACCAAGAGGCUCUCUCUUCAGUUGAAUAUGAAGAACCAGAAGACUCAAAGUACCGGUCUGGAACGAUAAAGGAACAGCUGUCCCCAAUUCCCCAACCUCUUCCUCUCCCAUCACCUCAGGGUGCUGCUGCACUGAGGACUACAGGAAGUUUUAAGUCAGUGACUACUAGCGGCCCUCUCUAUGCUUCUGGACCAUUGCCACUGCCUCCUACAGGAGCACUGCCUGCUGGAACACUACCUACUGGAACACUACGGAACUUUUUAUAUGAAGAAAUAGCAUCAGCUUGUCACAAUUUUUCUUCAGACCGAUGCAUGUCAGAAGGCCUUUCGUCUAUUAUUUACAAGGCUUCCUUUGGAGAUGAUUCAUCAAGUUCGAAAAAAUUUGAAGCUACUGUUACUCGCCUUCACCCAUCCACUCAGGGUUUAAAGGAGUUCAUAAAUGAGAUCAACACCCUUGCAUCUUUGCAACAUCCAAACCUUUGUAAAUUGCUUGGUUUCCAUGCACGUGAGGGUUCAGAACAAAAAAUGUUGGUCUACGAGAGGCUCUUUCAUGGAAGUUUGGACCGGCUUUUGUAUGGAAGAUCAGACAAGCCCCCAAUAGACUGGAAUACAAGAAUGAAAAUUGCUUUAUGUGCUGCACAAGGUCUUACUUUCUUGCAUGAAGAAGGGCCUUUCCAGGCAAUGUACAAUGAAUUUUCAACUGCCAACAUACAGAUUGAUAAAGAUUUUAGUGCAAAGCUUUCAGGAUAUGGUUGUGUCGGCCAUAUUCCUGAGGCAGAGAUCUCUAAUAAUUCCGUUGCAGUGGCAAAUCUAUCAGUAGAGACACUUGAAAGAGGAAUGCUCACCCCAAAAAGCAAUGUUUGGAGUUUCGGGAUUGUGCUUCUUGAAUUACUCACUGGUCGGAGGAAUCUUGACAGCCGUCAUCCCAAGGAAGAGAGGAAUUUAGUUAAAUGGAGCCGGCCUUUCCUAGCUGAUGACUGUCGACUUUCACUAAUCAUGGAUGCUCAGCUGAAGGGCCGCUUCCCAGCCAAAGCAGCUAGAGCUGUGGCAGACAUUGCACAGAGAUGCCUUCAGAAGGAUCCAUCAGAAAGACCCACAAUGAGAACUGUUGUUGAGCAUCUCAAGAUCGUACAAGAAAUGAAGUACUCAAGUAGGUUUCCUUUGCAAGAGCCAGCAUUUGCUGGAAAACAUAUGUCAAGAUCGCCCAGUCUUAACGGAAUAGUAACCCCUGUGCCUCGGUUAAGUUUCUCUCCUUCGCCGCCAUCAAGAGCCCGUCCAUCCAUUUCACCUACAAGACGACCUGCCCUACCUAUGUCCCUUCCUCCACGUGCUUGUUCCUCCACCCUCACUCUGGAGGAGCUAGGCCGGCAGCAAAGCCGGAAAUCAUCAUCAGCAGUUCCUAGGACUAGUGUUGAGGGAUUUUGA
Prunus armeniaca (apricot) is the source of this 1671-nucleotide messenger RNA. The record is from the annotation of a GenBank genome assembly. NCBI's taxonomy places the organism in Eukaryota, Viridiplantae, Streptophyta, Magnoliopsida, Rosales, Rosaceae.